Molecule: messenger RNA, 6140 nt
Organism: Galleria mellonella (greater wax moth)
Lineage: Eukaryota; Metazoa; Arthropoda; Insecta; Lepidoptera; Pyralidae
Exons: 6
Coding region: 414-1742 (442 amino acids)
Source: RefSeq, a predicted model, not a curated record
ACUUGGGCUGUAUUUUAUUAAAAAAAAAAUCAUGCACAGUCGGGUCAGGUCGCUAGUUUGUCAUAACCGCAUAGUGUUUACAAUAAGUGCGUAGAUACAUUAAAUCUGACGGUACAUAUGGUGCUUGAAUCAUAGUAAAUAUAUUAAAGAUGAAUCAUGGAUCUAUUAUAUUUAUAUUUACGGUUUGAAUAUUACUAACAACCACUGGUACAAAAAAAAAUACACUCACGACUGUAAUAUUGGAUGGAGCAGUCAGAGGCAUUACUGUUUUGUUAAAUACGCACCAUACAGCAUAUUUUUUUUUAUGAUACUUUCGUAUUAAGCAUAUAAUGUGGCAGGAGGCGGGCCUACCACCAUCACCCGAAUUGAUUUGCUUUGUUAAUAACGUUUUCCAUCACCAGAGGGAAUUUUAAAUGGGUGAAGGUGAUAUGAUAACCUCGCCUGUACUGAUCAUAGCAAACAUCGCUGUCCACAAAGGUGGCGCAACGCAUGUCGUUCGGGCUGCUGGGCGGCAAGACGGCGGCCCGCUGCGAGUUCGUUCGUAUGAAGGGCCCCAGCGGCAAGGGACACGCGGAGAUGGCUGUGUCGCGGCCACACUCGGCCGGCGUCGACACACCGAGCUCCGAGCCCGGCCUCGCCGCCACCGACAUGUGGGACAGCGACUGGGACGAGGACCCCGAGGAGAUGUUCAUUUACAGGCACCAGCGGCGGCUCAGCGACCCGAGCGCGAACCUGAACAACUUCGUGCGCGGCGGCUGGCGCACCCGCGACCCGCGCGACAAGAGCCGCUCCGAGAACGAGGGGCUCGACUCGCUGGCCGGCGGGCUGGCCGAGGUCGAGGCCGGCGACCUGCGCGACGAGGAGCGCCGCGGCUCCCAGGCUUCCUCCGUGCGCUGGCGGUGCUGCGGCGCCGCGCCGGCCGGGCCGCGCAUGCGCGACGUGUACGCGCGCGCGCAGCCCGACGUGUCGUCGCCCGCGUGCCUGCACGUCGUGUCGCCGCGCCGCGCGCCGCCCUCCCGCCCCGCGCCGCCGCCGCACCCGCGCCCGCUCGCGCCGCCCGCCCGCCGCGCCGCCGCGCCCGCCGCCGCCGCCGAGUGCGAGGUGGCCGCCGACGCGGCCGCGCUCGACGAGCGCGAGCUGGCGCUGCAGCCGGCGCGCACGCUGCGGGACGCGAGCGAGCGGCUGACGGUGCGCGGGCAGGAGGAGCUGCCCAGCUGCGAGGCGGGCUGGGCGGCGGCGGCGGCGGCGGCGGCGGCGGCGGGCGGCGGCGGCGGCGGCGGCGCGCGCGCGUACGUGACGCUGCCGCGGCGGCGGCGCGGGCUGGGCGCGGCGCUGUACCGGCGCGCGCGGGCGCCGCCGCGCCGCACGACGCCCGACGGCACCGACGUGUACUACUGGUGCGACGUGCCGCGCCGCCCGCCCGCCGAGCUAGACGACGGCGCGUACAACCCCCUGUGGGCGAUGCGCGGUUUCACGCAGACGUUCCACCUGUGGAAGGAGGGGAAGCGGCAGCAGUCGACGCCUCUGAACGCGUUCCUCACCUACGUCACGCUGCCCUGGUGGAGCAUCGCCAAAGAUAUACUGGACCACCGCGAGGAGCCGAUCCUGACGUUCUGAGCGACCUGCUAUCGACCUACUACGUGAGUUACGGACGACCCUCCCCUGACAAUCUACUGUACACGGCUAGCAAACGAGUAAUAAAAGAACUUUUGAUAAAAUAUGUAUCAGUAAAAUUAAAUUAAAAACUAUCGUUAUAAGAGAACUUUUAAAAGAUGGCCCUAGUGAAACAUAGUCAUCGAUUUUACGGUUCAACUACGAUGAACGUAUCUCACCAAAGACAUAAUGUUAAUACUCUUUAAAAAUAGACUUUGAACUGAAAAAGAUGUUUCAAAAUUGUAUAAAGCUUAGGACCAAGCAAUGUACACUAUAUACUUUAAAAAAAUUAAGUUUAAUAUAUAUUUUCUUAUAAUUUUGCUUUGUUUUCUAAAACAAACAAAAUCCCACAUGUGCAAUACAAUGUCUUACAUGGCGGAAUGUCUAUGUCAAUGCCAGUCGAGGCAUGUAGAAACGUCACAGUGAUAUAAUUAUAGCCAAAACUAACUAGUUUCACUACUUAUUAAAUUUAUCCUAGUGCCUUUUUAGACAUUAUGGCGUGUGAUUUGAUGUAAUUUUUUUUUCUUAUAUUUAUCUCUAAUUAGCUCUUUUUAGCUGGAGUAUAUCCAGUGAGAUGCCAUCUCAAACAAAAUAAAUAUUACAAUACUACCUAGACGAGAUCUUUCUCGAGUUCUCGAAUCGAGUCUAGAUAGGCAGUUAUUUGUACCCAGUAAUUUCAUGGCUAGUUGGUUUUAAUCCAUAGACUCUCUAUUUGUUCCUUGAUAGUUGGGACUUCUAGGUACUCGUAUACUUCUGUAUUCUUUACGAAUAAGGAUGCUCUGCUUGUAGCUUUUAAAAAAUGGCCGAAAAUAUUUUUGUGCUAAUAGACUACUUAUUAAAUUAAUUCUAGUCUUUCUUCCGAUGAUAUUUGUGAUUUUGCUCUCUCUUUUAAAAUACUGUACAGUGACUGAUCCCAAAGUUAUUUAAAUACGCAAUAAAUUUAAAACAAUCCUGUAUCACUAGUGCCAUCUUUAAUGUCAUAUAUGAUGUGACUCCAUAUUAUGAUGGGAGACUAAAAUAUAACUAACCUAUACAUGCCACGGCUACGCCUCCGUGGUUUAUUUAUUCCGCAAUGAUUUCUUUGUUUGUUUGUCUGUUUUAUUAUAUUUUGUCGCCGCGUACAUGUAUUUAUUGUCGCGGUGAGGGUGUCGGUUCGUGUGUUAUUUGCCUUACGGACGACAAGAGUGUUGCCAUAUUGGGAGUCGUCUCGCACAUUACUGCCAUCUACAUGCAAACGCGUCUUGCCGAUAUACGUUAGAUUUGUAUGUAUUAGACGUAUUUAAUUUUAUGCUGAUAAGUGCUAUUGUAUGUUCUCUUAUUUAAUACUUAAUAUGUGUUUUUAUGGCAAAUUGCAGAUAUUUUCUAUUUUUAUGAAUUCUACCAUGAGGUAGUAUUUUUGUCCGUAAAGGGAUAAUAACCUAAAAAUAUGGGGUUCAUAUAUAAAACUAUUUUAAUUUAUUCAGCUGUACGUCAACUUUUAAUAUAGUAAAAUGAUUGAACGCUAUCUGUUAUCGCAAUAAACAAGUGAGAUCAUUUAUUAUUUGUGCCCUGCGUCUAUGACUCACCAGUUGGUCAUCUCGGCUUCCCCCGAGCGUCACACGUUAUCUGAACUUGUGGAAAAUUUGGGAAAACCCUCUAAUUACAUAUUUGUUCUUCCGAAAGUUCACUGGGAUUGAAUGCUAUAUAUAGCACUAAGUGUCUCUUUUGUAUCAUAUUUAUUUUUGUAAUGUGGUCAACAAAGAAUGAAUAAAUAGAAUAAUGAAAUCACACUUGAAGUCGGUCUAUUUUUUAUAAAUAUUCUGUCGAUGUACAUAAUGAGAUAAUGCAAUACUCUAGUAAUAAAUUUUUAAUGUGCUCCGUCUCUGAUAAACUGGUUUUAAUCCAACUCUGGAUACUUUGAACAAGGAGUCCCUGUGCUAUAUCAGUCUUUAUAAAUAAUUGGAGUAUAAACUCGAAAUUUUAGCUUAUAAUAUUUAAUGAGAUACUCUCUGUUGUAGCUGCUAAGGCUGGUGGAAACGCGACCACAUUUCCACCAAACAUACCUAUGAAUAAACUUGAAUUUGACGGAUUAUUCUUAACAUUUUUCAAUUUUUUUUCACCGCAUAAUUGCAUUUCUGUGUUACCAAAGGUUGAUUGCUAGAGAAUGCUGUAUAGCAUUGAAUCCUUCUUUUGCAACAAUCAUUUUUUGGUCAAUAAAGAAUAAAUUUUAAUUUUUUUUAAAUGUAAUGUAUUUUUUUUUAAUUUAAUUAUUCAGCCUGUCAUUUUUGACAUGAAUAUAAGAAUAAUAUUUUAGAAAUAGAAGUACAAAUCGUGUUAUCCCCUCGUCAACUCCUUAUAAACCUAUUGAAAUGUUUUGUUUUUUUUUUUGCGUUAUUAUUUUUAUCUAAAAGACAGUAACACAAUAUUAAUAGUUAAAAUAGGUUUGUAGGACAUUUUAGUUUUAUUUUUUUAUAAGCUGGUUAGUAUUCGUAUGUUAUCUUGUCCACUAUGUUAGUAAACUACAUCACUCGUCUACCAACGUUAGCAUUUUUACGAGACUCAGAUAUUUCAUUGGCAGUAUGGUAUGGAGAUGUGUUUAAUUCCGUUAAAACAUCUCGUUUGUUGGUGAGUUUUGUAGAGUAUGUACACAUAUAGCGUUAUCGGCCAGACAUUGACCGCCUGUGUGUGUGUGUGUGUGUGACUGCGAGCGAACAUCUCACGACUGGGCCGACGAUAUCAUUCCAUUAGUUAGGCUAACAAAUUCGCACGAUAUAAUACGCAACAAAUUAUAUUAUUCAUGUAUUCACUUAGUUGUUUAUGCAUUUUUUAUGCAACCUAACAUGGGAAAUAAGCUGACGGACAGAUAGUGACCGUCAGUGGUGGACAGUGGUAACUAUUGCCUAUAGAUAAACAAAAUAUGAACACAAAUCAUGGACUUCAUGCACGGGCAUUACCGUGGACGACCUCAUGUUUAUUUUAGGUAUAAUAAUAAUUAAUCGUUGUUAAAUAACUGUAGUCCUUAAUUUAAUAGUAUCAGAAUUAUUAACUAUCCUCAGGUGUUACAACGCAUGUGGGGUAGUAUGAAUGGUACAAUAGGUGGUAGUUGCCACUUUCCAUGGGGUGCCGGAUUCGUCAGCUUACGUCCCUCUCUCAGUGGGUAUCAUAAAAGUCGAUCAUUUCAUACGAUUGACCCUCGCAUGGAUAAUAGCGCCAUCUGUGUAAUCCUGUGGACAUUAUUCACGUUGCUCACGUGAUUUCUCAAGUGCUUAAUGCUAAAAAUAGUUUACAUUAUUUCAGGAAAUAUUCAGGUUAUUUGAUGAAAUUGUGAAAGUGUUUUUAUGUAAUGUUUUGUGAUUAUAUUGCAUAAAUAAAAUCGAUGUCUUCAUUAUUUUAUAUAACAUAUGAGUAUAUUCAAGUUUGUCACGGGUCGUUGGACUUAUGUUUACUUUUACAAAGAGAAAAAAUAGAAAGUAUUAAAUAAUUAAUAAACUUCCGAUAUGAGAUUAUUCUCAAUAAAAUAAUUUGUUUUAACGACUAUCUAUGUAAAUUUGCAUUUUCAGAUGGCGUAAUUGUUCGUUGGUAUAUUGCGAGUAACCAAAGCAUUAUUUUCUAGUCAUUAGGCCUAAAAUGCUAUGUAAUCGUACAUAAUUAUUUCACCAAGUACUUAGUUUAUAUUAUGAAUAGUUUAGCUAUACCUACAUUACAUGACAUGUACCAAUAUUCAAUGGCCGCGUUGUGUGCUUCGUACAGCGUCGCAGUUUGUUUGUCCGAUACUAGAUGUCGCUACAUUCCGUAUAAAUACAUUCCGUACAAUUUACAAUACAUAUUGUGAAUAUUGGUGCGUGUUAUAACAAUAAGGUAAUUCAAUUAUAUUUGCAAAACUCGAUACUCUAUAAAUAUUGGCAAUAUGACAAUGUUACGCGGGGUGGCAUGCGUAUGUAUAUAUAUAUAUAUUUUUUUUUUUCUUUUUUGGCAUUUUUAGUAAGCAUACUUUGGCAUUUAAAAAUAAGAUAGUCAAAUCAAUUAUAAUAUACAUCACAACAUAAUCGGUGACCACUAAAAUAGCUAGGAGGCGUAGAUAGAUUGUUAACAUUAAACUUUGUUUGUUCUCGCUAGGGAUUUGUUUGUAUAGGUACGGGUUAUACGAUAAAAAACAUACCAACAUUGUUUAUUAAAUUUGCCGACUAAGAAAAACGGAGUAUACACGGUGAAACGUUAUUUUUGUACAUCUGUUACGUUAUAUUAUUAUGUAUAACAUAUAUUAACAUGCAUACGAUUGUAGCGAGUUUGAAUGCAUCUGUUUUAAAUAGGGCUGGAAGCAACACGAUUCACAUUACUGACUUGAUAUACAUUCAGGAAAGAAAACUACCUCAAGUUUGAAAGAGCGGCCCUGUAUAACUAACUGCUAUGCAAAACUAUGUUAAGGAAGUUAUAAUCUAGUCCGCUAUAUCUCACGGGUGUUUGAUAUUUGUAUAAUUUGACUGAAUAAAAUUUAUUGCAAGCAACUA